Molecule: messenger RNA, 1646 nt
Organism: Electrophorus electricus (electric eel)
Lineage: Eukaryota; Metazoa; Chordata; Actinopteri; Gymnotiformes; Gymnotidae
Gene: arl8ba
Product: ADP-ribosylation factor-like 8Ba
Biological process (GO): anterograde axonal transport; protein transport
Cellular component (GO): lysosomal membrane
Molecular function (GO): GTPase activity; GTP binding
Source: RefSeq, a predicted model, not a curated record
CCUAUCGGGGUCAUAUGACAGCAGGCAGUUCCUUCCAAACAUUACGUUGACACCCGCUGGUAUACAGACUGAAAAGAAAAUCACCAAAGACUUGUAAUUCUUCAAUCCAAAAAUGUUGGCACUUAUUAACCGUUUCCUAGAUUGGGUCAAGUCCCUGUUCUGGAAGGAGGAGAUGGAGUUAACCCUUGUUGGACUUCAAUAUUCGGGGAAAACCACGUUUGUCAAUGUGAUAGCUUCAGGACAGUUCAGUGAAGACAUGAUUCCAACAGUUGGAUUCAACAUGCGGAAGGUCACAAAAGGCAAUGUCACAAUCAAGAUCUGGGAUAUAGGGGGACAGCCCAGGUUUAGGAGCAUGUGGGAACGGUACUGUCGAGGAGUCAACGCAAUAGUGUACAUGGUGGACGCAGCAGACCGAGACAAAGUAGAAGCCUCCAGAAAUGAGCUGCACAAUCUGCUAGACAAACCACAGUUACAAGGAAUCCCUGUAUUGGUACUUGGUAACAAGAGGGAUCUACCGGACGCCCUGGAUGAGAAACAGCUUAUUGAAAAAAUGAACCUGGCUGCUAUUCAAGACAGGGAGAUCUGCUGCUACUCCAUUUCUUGCAAAGAGAAAGACAACAUUGACAUCACUUUGCAGUGGCUCAUUCAACACUCAAAAACACGGAGGAGCUGAAACCGCCACUCCCUCUGCGUUCCAGCUUUGUCUGCUGCCAUGUUACUCACAGUCCAUCCUGCUCACUCUGUGAAACUGUACAGUUGCCUAUCCUGCUAUCCCAUCACACUACUCCUGCUCUUUUUCACAAGCAUCCCGUUCUGUCCUGUCACAGCCUUCUCCACCUUUGACAACACAUUGUCAGCAGAGCAGAAGAUCUCAUGCCUGCUAAACUAAGCAGCUUAACGGUUUCUUCUCUAUGAUGGGAUGUAACAGUCUGUAAUAAACACCAAGACCUGUCAGUCCCUCUUGACAGGUUUCCCCCAAAACAACCCUAUUUCAAAAAGUUAGGGGACAAUAAAGACUAUCAGAUCAAGUUCUGCCUUUGCCCUUAGGUAUGUCAGGUAUUGCCCAUGUGAGAGUGUAAUUAUGUAUGAUUGUUGCUUCUCUCUUUUUGUUUCUCUCUCUGUCUCUCUGUUUCUCAUGUUGGCAAAAAUGUUUCUCCUGAGAAAACAGUAUGUAAUAUAUAACUGAAAGGAGUGAUUAAGCCAGCAAAUCGCUUGACAAGUAAAUACAAAUGUUGAUCAUGUAACAUUUUUACAAAAGUGAGCAGAAAUGUAUUUAAGUGAAUGUAUGGAAGGUUUAGGUUUAAUUUUCCUUUAACACGAUGAUGUCCUUGAAUGCUGUUGGUACGCUGGGAGACAGAAUGGGAGAAAUUAAAAGUGCCUUGUGCAGUGCAUCUGUCUCUCUCUCAAGCGAAACAGUAUGCCAGGUGUGCCUGCCUGGAAUUGGGAGGAAGAAGACAACCUAUUAAAAAGUUAAAGAAAAAUAAAAUAGGCAUGCUUUUAAAGUAGGUUAUUGCACCAUUGUCAUUAUCGACAUAAUCUUUGCUUUGAUAUCUGUGAAAAGGCAAAAAAUAUUAGAAACCCCACUAUUAUCAAUGCACUUUUGUAAAUAUGAGCCAAUAAAUAAAUAAAUAAUUGUUGACAUCUAA